Molecule: messenger RNA, 342 nt
Organism: Lactuca saligna
Lineage: Eukaryota; Viridiplantae; Streptophyta; Magnoliopsida; Asterales; Asteraceae
Source: the annotation of a GenBank genome assembly
AUGGAGUAUAAUGUUGUUGGAGAUGCAAGUAUCAUGGUGAAUGAAGAUAAUCGAGGACGAGAGGAGAUUCGUCAUGGUGCAAGCAAGGGAUGUGGUAAGUCCAAGGAUAUGUGGGGAUCCUUCGAUAAGACAAUUUCCGAAGUGGAGAAUUCCUUAGAUAUGUUGCACGAUCGAGUUGAAUAUGUACAUCAACAAGUGGGGGUGAUGACAUCGGAUAAUGAAGUAAUGCAAGACAAUGUGAAAGGGGCGAUCAACAAACUUGGUGGGGACUUACGUUUGGAGAUGUGUGGCUUACAAGAGAUGCUCCUAGGUGAGGUGGCUAAAUUACAUGAACAAGUGUAA